Messenger RNA from Pseudopipra pipra, 2081 nucleotides. Its product is annotated as zinc finger protein 883-like. The coding region runs from base 29 to 1858 and encodes 609 amino acids. Lineage: Eukaryota; Metazoa; Chordata; Aves; Passeriformes; Pipridae. Gene Ontology annotation, molecular function: RNA polymerase II cis-regulatory region sequence-specific DNA binding; DNA-binding transcription factor activity, RNA polymerase II-specific. Gene Ontology annotation, biological process: regulation of transcription by RNA polymerase II. The record is from RefSeq and is a predicted model, not a curated record. Gene Ontology annotation, cellular component: PcG protein complex; transcription regulator complex; chromatin. The transcript is spliced from 3 exons.
CCGUCCUGCCGGGGCCGGAGUUGGGGGGAUGUCCUUGGCCUUCCCUGUGGGCCGGAGGCAAAUCCCCUGCCUGUCCUUCUUGCUUCCUGCCCCAGGCCCCGAGCUGAGGACGGAGAGCCCGGAGGACAAAUCCCCCCGUGAGACCCUGGUGGGAGAGGCCGUUUUGAAGGGCUCCCCGGCGCAGGAAGGCAGCGGGGAGGAAAAGGGCCGGAGAUCCCCCCGCAGGAGGGGCUCCAAAGCCAUCCCAGGGUGCUCUGAGGAGCAAAGAGCCAGCCUGUGCUGGGAAGGCGGCCGGAGCUUGAGGGGGAGCUCUGACCUGGUGGUCCCUGAGCAGCCUCCCAGCAGGGAGAAGCCCUUCAGGUGCUUGGAAUGUGGGAAGAGCUUCAGUUGGAGCUCUCACCUCCUCACCCACCAGCACAUCCACACUGGGGAACGGCCUUACCCGUGUGGGGAAUGUGGGAAGAGCUUCAGGACCAGCUCCAACCUGAUCCGACACCAGCGCAUCCACACUGGGGAACAGCCCUACACGUGUGGAGAAUGUGGGAAGAGCUUCAACCGGAGUUCCCACCUCUUCACCCACCAGCACAUCCACACUGGGGAACGGCCCUACACGUGUGGGGAAUGUGGGAAGGGGUUUCAGACCAGCUCAGAUCUCCUGAAGCACAAGGCAACACACACAGGGGAGUGGGCCUUCCACUGCACCUACUGUGGGAAGGGCUUCAACCGGAACUCCACCCUUGUCACCCACCGACACAUCCACACUGGAGAGAGGCCCUACAAGUGCUUGGAAUGUGGGAAGAGCUUCAGUCAGAGCUCUCACGUGCUCCGACACCAGGACAUGCACACUGGGGCACGUCCCUACACGUGUGGAGAAUGUGGGAAGAGCUUCAGCCAGAACUACCACCUCCGCACCCAUCAGCGCAUCCACAGCGGGGAACGACCCUACAAGUGUGAGGAAUGUGGGAAGAGCUUCAGCCGGAGGUACCACCUCUGCACCCACCAGCGCAUCCACAGUGGGGAACGGCCGUACACAUGUGAGGAAUGUGGGAAGAGCUUCAACCGGAGCUUUCACCUUCGUUCCCACCAGCACAUCCACACUGGAGAAUGUCCUUACACGUGUAGGGAAUGUGGGAAGAGCUUCAGUCACAGCUCCACCCUCCGCAAACACCUUCGCAUCCACACUGGGGAACGGCCCUACAAGUGCUUGGAAUGUGGGAAGAGGUUUCCAACCCGGGGGAAUCUCUACAGGCAUGAGCGGACGCACAGGGAUGAGAGGCCCUUCUGCUGCACCGACUGCGGGAAACGGUUCAAGGAGAAAUCCCAUCUUGUCACCCACCGGCGCAUCCACACCGGGGAGAGGCCCUACAAGUGUGGGGAGUGUGGGAAGAGAUUCACCCAGAUUGGUGUCUUGACCAAACACCAACGCAUCCACACUGGGGAACGGCCCUACACGUGUAGGGAAUGUGGGAAGAGCUUCAGGCAGAGUUCCAACCUGAUCCAACACCAGCACAUCCACACUGGGGAACGGCCUUACACAUGUGGGGAAUGUGGGAAGAGUUUCAGUGACAGGGCCAACCUAUGCAGACACCAGCUCAUCCACACCAGGGAACGGCCCUACAAGUGCUUGGAAUGUGGGAAGAGCUUUCAGCGCAGCUCAACUCUCCUCAGGCAUGAGCGGACGCACACGGAUGAGAGGCCCUUCCGCUGCUCUGACUGCGGGAAAGGCUUUAAGCAGAACUCCCACCUUGUCACACACCAGCACAUCCACACCGGGGAGAGGCCCUACAAGUGUGGGGAGUGUGGGAAGAGCUUCACCCAGAGCUCUAACUUGACCAGACACCAACGGACCCAUCAGUAAGGGAAGCCCUGUGACUGCCCCGACUGCGGGAAGAGCUUCGGCCGCUGCUUCCACCCCGAAUGAAGCCCCUGAUGUUGAGGCAACCCCUGGAGUCCAGUGACUGUCAGUCCAUCCCUUUUGACCACAAAGGGCCAGUCCCCUUUCCCAGGGGCAGUUUCUUCCAACAGAUCCCUUCUUGGGGGUGUGUGUGUUGAGAUUCCUGCCUUGGCUGGGGACUCCUCAA